AUGAAGUUUUCCGCGGUCCUCGCUCUCGGCUAUGCCAGCCUCGCUAGCUGCCACACCAUCUUCCAGAAAGUCUCCGUCAACGGACAAGACAAGGGCCAGCUCGUCGGCCUCCGCGCGCCCGACCAAGACUACCCGACCCAAGACGUCAACAACCCCGACAUGACAUGCGGCAAAGUCGCCCUCACCUCGCGCGAAGUCAUCUCCGUGGCGGCCGGGGACAAGGUGGGCGCGUGGUGGGGCCACGUCCUGGGCGGGGAGCAGUGGCCCAACGACCCGGACCACCCGAUCGCGCGCUCGCACCACGGACCCAUCACGGCGUGGCUGGCCAAGGUGGAUGACGCGGCCAACGCGCAGAUUGGGCAGAACUUGCAGUUCUUCAAGGUGGCCGAGGACGCGUUCGAUGUGGGGAGCAAGACUGGUAGUUUUACCCCGGCCCAGACGCAGAGCUUCCCUGGCGCGUACCAGCAGAACGAUCCUUCUAUCCAGACUAACAUCUGGGGUGCGAUUCCCGAUGUGGCGGAUAACCAGGGAAAGCCUUACCAGGCACCUGAAAUGCGCUUCCGCAGGGGCAUCACCUUAGCCCGUCCCCACUGCCUUUGCCCUGCGUGCAUUAUCAUCGGCGUGGGUCGAUAUCUCAAAACCCCUCGCAAGACGAACCCUGUCGAAUUAGCCCAGCUGGAGAGGGCAAAGUGGACGAGGUGGCCCAGGAACGUGCAUCCGCACCCGCUCUCGCGACCAGCGGCUUCGUUGUCCGCAAUCAUGGCAGCCGCCACAGCGACCAGCUCUUCCAAAAUCUAUGAUUUCCUCAUCCUCGUCGACGCGACCGCGUCCAUGGGCGGCUUUCUCGGCGCUCUCAACUCCUCCCUCCCCGAAAUCAUCCGCAUCUCCGCCCUGACCGAUUGUUUCGCCCGCAUCGGCGUCGUCGCCUACCGCGACUACUGCGACGGGCCGAAGCUGCUCGAGUGGUCUGGCUGCGUGACGCAGGCGGAGCUGCUCGAGUUCGUCGCGGGGCUGCGGCCCAUAGGCGGCGGCGACUACCCCGAGGCGGCGAAGACGGGCUUGGCCAUGGCCCAUCAGGUGAUGCGCGCCGACGCCACCACCAUCAUGAUCGUGUACGCGGACGCCCCCGCCCACUUCCCCCACAGCGGGGGCAGCGACCGGCUCAAGGAGAUCAAGGCCCUGACGGCCCAUUCGUACGGCGGGCACGGCAAGAAGUUCGCCGAUUGGGUCUCGGCCGCGCGCACGCUCGCCGGCAAGGAUGGCGGCAAGAGGGCCCGCGUCCACACCAUUCUCAGUCCCACUAUGCCCGUGGCCACCAUUACGUUUAGCUACCUGUCGCUCGCCACGGGCGGCUUGUGCAUCGGCCUCCCGAAUCAGCGCAAGGAGACCAUUUCCGAAGUCACCAUCGGUAUCCUCCUCGCCUGGAUGGGGAUUCCCUCGAGCGGGACGUCCGUGAUCGGCAAGUUUGUGAAAAACGCGUGGCCCAAGCCGCAGCAGCUCGCGGGGAGCGCGCUGUCCGCGGACAACUUCGCCACGAGCGCCGAUGAGAUGGACGUCGCCGAGCUCGCCCAGGCCGUGGCGCGCCGCAAGGGCGUCGACGCCGCGGACUUUUCGAAGCGGUACGCCGCGGACCCGGACUACGCGCGGUUCGUGACGGGCCAGCUGCGGGGCAUCAUCACCGAGAACGUGACGGCCAUGACGGUGAACCCCGUGUUUGGCACGUUAUGGCGCACCGUGUGCAACGACCGCAAGAACCCGAUGCGGGACGAGCUCAUCCAGCUGUUUGGUAGUGAGGUGGAGAAGCUGAGCGCCGCGGCCGACGAGAAGCAGAGGAUGAAGACGUGGCUGGAGGAGUCGUACAAUUACGUGCAGGACAUUGAAAACGCCGUGGCCGCGGUCCCUGACGAGGACCAGUUCCCCUGCGUGUACCUCGACCCCACGCAGGACUUUUCCGCGCUUGGAAGCGAUGAGGAUGCGGAUGCGGAUGCGGAGGAGGCGAAGCCGAUUAACCAGUUUACGCGUAAUGAGCUCUUGGAGAUUGGGCGCUCGUGCGAUUACAAGAUUCUUCGGCGUCUCGGCAAGGUGUUGACGCGCCUUUCCUACGCCGAAAAGGCCGAGGACUUGCCCCAGCAUAUCCGCGAGGCUGGUACGGACAAGGUGCCCCGGAUGCCUCUGGCCCUGGCGAGCAAGGACCACGAACGCCAGUUCUGGACGAUGCUGUUGCAUACCGUCCUGCCCGGAACUAUGCUCGGACGGCGGCCUGCCGCCCUCUUGGCCGCGCUCGCGCUACGAAUGGGGAUGCGGGCCCUCUUGGACGCGGCGGACGAGGAACUCCGCGGGUACAGGCCUUACUGGAACACGAUCGAGAUCCCCGAGACGUGGAACCUAGGCUGCCUGGGCCUCUUGCUCGACGCUGACGACAACUUUGCCCAGCGGGGCGCUGUUCAAGACGCUGGUGGACUACAAGAUGCUAGAGCUCAACCUCAAGACCACGCUCACCGCCACGGUAGGCUGGAGCCCCGACAAGGCCAAGGCCGCCAUGGGCCCCGUGGUCGUGUGCCGCCAGUGCGCGUUCCCCGCUCCGUGACCAUCAUGUCCCACAACGGCGUGUGCGGCCUAUGCAGCGCCGAAACCGACUGGUGUGACUGCAGCGCGUGCCAGUCCUCCCAGGAACACGAUGCGCGCCUAAUCCAUGGCGUCACGCGCGCAGACACGGCUGCCACAGCCGCCACUUGGGUCGAGUGCGGGGUGACGACGUGCCGUGCGCAGUACAUCGUUUAUAACCCGCAGGCUCUCAACGUGCGCGCCAAGUGCUUCUACUGCCGGCACUCGUCUGCCGUGGCGGCCAAGGAUGCUCUCCUACCCAAGGCGCGGAGGAAGGGCGUGGAGGAGCCGCCGCUGGUUGAGUGUACGGGCUGUCUGAAUCGCAUGAUUUAUCCCAAGGAGUAUAGGCCCAAGGGCUUCGACGAAGCGGCGUGGCGGUGCCCGCACUGCGAGGGAGGUGCCGUGACGACGGUGGUGAAGGCGGAGACGACGGCGCAGAAGUUGGCGGAUGAGAAUGGGGCGGAUUGGCUCCUCGUGAAUAAGGACGGGGCGCUGCGUGAGCCGUUCAAUGGUCGCACGCUCUUACGCGGCGUCGCACUGCGACUUGGAGAAGCUGGCGGACAAGUCAAGGAGGCGCUACGAGGCUGGAUCCUCCGCCGACGCGCCGAAGGCGCGCAGUGCUCCCUGUGCUUCUCGACCGUCGGCCGCAGCGCCAUCCACCCAGCGUGCGGCCGGCGAGGAUGCGGCCAGCAAAUCUGCGGCCCGUGCCGUAAAGCAUGGUACGGCAUCAACGGACAGGGACGCAUCAUCAACGUCGCCGCGCUCUCGUGCCCCUUUUGCCGCCGGUUACCCGCCCCAACGGCAGUCUCGGCCUUUGGACUCACGCGGCUCGGCCACGCGCGCGACGCCGUACGACACGCGGGGUCCUGGAUCUACGCGUGGUGUCGCGACUAUUCUGCGGCAGGCGCGGGAGGCGGCGCAGGAGUACGCGCGCACGGGAAGGCGGCGGGAAGAGGCGGAGGCAGCGGCGCGGGCGGCGGGGCAACGGUGGCGGGCGGAUCCGCGGGCGCCGAAGCUGUGUCCGGCGUGCGGGGUCAUGACGGAGAAGACGGACGGGUGCGAUCAUAUUAG
Parascedosporium putredinis is the source of this 3675-nucleotide messenger RNA. The record is from the annotation of a GenBank genome assembly. NCBI's taxonomy places the organism in Eukaryota, Fungi, Ascomycota, Sordariomycetes, Microascales, Microascaceae.